This is a messenger RNA of Vanderwaltozyma polyspora DSM 70294, 2574 nucleotides long. RefSeq names its product Bro1p (gene BRO1). The record is from RefSeq and is a predicted model, not a curated record. Gene Ontology annotation, cellular component: endosome. Gene Ontology annotation, molecular function: protein binding. The transcript has a single exon. The coding region runs from base 1 to 2574 and encodes 857 amino acids. Lineage: Eukaryota; Fungi; Ascomycota; Saccharomycetes; Saccharomycetales; Saccharomycetaceae. Gene Ontology annotation, biological process: protein transport to vacuole involved in ubiquitin-dependent protein catabolic process via the multivesicular body sorting pathway.
AUGAAACCGAGUUUCAUUUCAUUAAAGGAGAAAGAUACAGAAAAGAUCAAGUGGAGGAAAGGUCUUUCUAGUUAUUUGCAGAGGGUUUAUGGGUCUAGUUGGAGUCAAUUUUACAAUGAAAAGUUGGCAAAAGAUUUCGAUCACUUAAGAGACACUUCGAAUAGUGAUUUAGCUGCUGAAUCCUUAUUGGAACAAAACUGUAAGUAUUAUGCCUAUUUGGAGCAUUUAUAUCUUCGUAAUGGAAAUGCUAAUAUGAAGAUAAAUUCUAACUUUGUGUGGUAUGAAGCUGGUUAUAACACUGCAUUGGGUUCUGAAAGUUUUACUCAGCAUAGUAUUAUAUUUGAAAAAGCGUGUACUCUGUUCAAUAUUGCAGUUUUAUUAACUAAAGUAGCUGAUGAGAUUGUAAAUGAUGAUUAUAAAACCGCUGUUGCUGAUCUUUCAAAGGCUGUAGGUUGCUUUGAAUAUAUAUCAGAGAAUUUUUUGAAUUCACCUUCUAUCGAUUUACAAGCUGAUAAUACAAAAUUUCUAGCUUCAUUAUGCCAUGCAGAAGCCCAAGAAUUAUUUUUAUUGAAGUUGUUAAAUGGUCCAGAUCCAAAAAAACAGGCAUCAUUGAUAAGUAAACUAUCUAUGGCUACCGCGAAACUUUAUGAAUCAUGUCAUAAUCAAGUUAAAAAUCCAGGAUUAAAAGUAAAAUCAUACGGUUUACCAUCAUGGGCUACUGACAUCAAUUUUAAAUACCAUUUUUAUGAGUCAGUAACAGCAUACUAUCAUGCGAUUGCAUUGGAAAAUCAACAAAAGUUUGGGGAAGCUAUUGGGUUUGUGAAUUUGGCCUACAACUGUGCAACAUCAGCCAUCCCAUUUAGAGCCCAUUUAAAGGACUCGUUUGAUGUUGAUACCUUCAGGACUACCGUUGAUGAAUACAGAACCCAAUUAAUGAGAGAUAAUGAUUAUAUUUACCAUGAUAUUAUCGUGCAAAACGUUCAAUUAGAAACUGUUAAAUCAAUGGAUGCGAUUAAGGUAGUAUCUUGGGAUAACCAGUUAGAACCAUUCAUGAAGGAGGUUGAAGAAAAGUGUGAUGUUUUAUUCAAGGGAAUUGUUUCAAUUGAUGUUUAUGAGAAGGAAAGUAUAUAUUCAGAAGCAAAGGCUAAUAUUCUGAGGAGAGAAAAUGAAGCUGCAGAAAUGGCAGACUUAUCAUAUACCUCAUUCAUAGAAUUUACUAACUUGCCAAGUCUUUUGAACGAUUUAUCUAAUAGUUACAAAUCGGGAUCUUUCCAUAAUAGAGAUGAAUCACAAGCUAACCUUAUGAGACCGCAAAUUGAGUCAUGGGCCCAAUUGGUUAAAAAUAGUCCAUAUAAAAACAUUGAGGAACAAAUGAGUAUUAUUCUAAACAAGAGAAAUGGGAUUUUACAGCAAUUACAGCAUCUGCCAGAGUCUGAGAGGGAAAAUGCGGUUAAAUUAAAGAGCUCAUUAAUCGAAGCAUCACAAUCGGAUGAGAAGAUAUUUGGUUUGAUUAAACCAUACGCAGAGGAUAUUGCCAUCCUUUUAAAUACAGACAAACUGUGGGCAGUAUUCAAUGGUUUUAAUCAAAAUACUGAUACUACCGAGAGUUUGUUAGACAUUGAUGAUACUGAGAAUGAAAAGGUCAUUCAAAAAAUCAAGUAUCUACAAGAAUUGGCGGAGAAAUUAAGAUUAUUAAAAGAGGAAAGAGGAAGAAACUUGGAUGAAUUAAAACAAAACAUUAACGAGGAUGAUAUUACUAGUCUAAUUAUUAAGAACAACAGUUUAAGUGAAAGCGAACUUAAGCGUCUAUUUGAUGCCGAAUUAGAAAAGUUUGAUCCUUUGAGCACCAGGAUUGAGGCCACUAUAUUUAAACAAUCAUCGAUUAUUAAUGAAAUUAAGAUUGAACUCGAUAAUAUAUUUAAGUUAUCAGGUUUUCAUGACAAAACCAGUAAAGAAAAGGAAAUAUCUGAAAAGAGAGGAAAAUUUUUUGAAAGAUUGAGAGACGCAAUGUCGAAUUUUUCUAUCUUUACGACAUCUAUAUCCAAAGGUCUUCAAUUUUAUGAAUCAUUACAGAAAAUGGUUUCCCAUUUACAAAACAUUUCAAAAUCCAGCACUAAACAAAAUGUGUUUUCCUCGCCAACAAUUGAUUCACCACCACCAUUGCAACCCAGACCUAGUGAAUUAGUUAGUGGCAUGAGAGACUUGAAUAUAUCAUCAAAUGCAAAUGCUCAACCAAUGACAGUUCCUAUUACUGCUCAAGCUCCAGUUUCGAUGUCUAUCCCAGUCCCUGCUCCAGCUUCGUCAUAUUCAAAUGCACCUCCACCAUACAACGUAACUAAUCAGCAUUCAUCCUUGUCCCAAAGACCUGCUCCACAGAUUCCAGUAAGUACUGCAUCUCCAGCCGUACCAUCAGGCUUAAAUCAACCACCAUUACCACCAAAGAAUCCCGUUGCUGAAGUAUCACCGGGAGUGAUAAUUGAUGGCCAGGAAAGGAAUGUCAGACAGAAUCCAACUGCAUUUUACAACAAUCCAUCUGUGUUUGAUGAAAAUAUGUAUUCUAAAUUCAGUCGCUAG